UUUUAAUGGGCAGGUAAAAAUUGUUUUAAAAUUGAGUUAGAAUUUGAAAUAUUGCUUUAUAACAUUAGUUUGUUUAUAUUCCAGAGAUUUAAUCUGUAAGGAGGGGCCACAGACAUGAGGCAGAGGUACUGUGUGAGGUGAGAGACAGGUGCAUACAGGAAGUUACUUAUCAAUAUGAUCAGCAUUUGCAGCAGCAGCAGUGAUGGUGAAUCAUAACUCAGUCAAAUCUGAACACACAGACAUGAUACACAUAUUUUUGGAGACGGUUUGACUAUUGCUGUCUGAGUACAUCAUUAUCUCUCAUGUCCAUCGCAGAUAAAUAUCUCUAAACCCGCUUAGAAGUCAUAGAUUUUAAAAAAGCUCCUUACAGCUGCAGAACUUCAUUGAAAAUCCUCCUGUUUUUAAGUUUUCUUCAGUAUCACAGUUAAACAGUGACAGCUGUCUGUGCAGCCAGUGUUACAUAACAAACAGGAAGUGCUAAUAGUGAAUUCGUCAUACUUAAUUGGCCAGGAUUAAAAAAAUAAAGGUUUAAAUGUGUUGUAACGCGCAGAGUAACGCAUCAUACAUGAUCCUGGGGGGACCAUGAUAAGUUCUAGUUGGGGCCCCUAAAAGCUGAGGUCCGGCCCUGCUCCCUUCCUCCCGUCGCUGCCUGCUGUUGUAAAAUAUUUCCGAGGAAAAGGGGCAGGACGACCCCGACAGCCAGCGGUGCAGCCAUAACAUCUGCUCAGUGUUUGCGCUCGUGUUGUAACGCGCUUGUGUCGGUGUAAUGCAGCGGAACAGGGUAAAUACAGAUUGCGUAAGUUUGUCGGCGGAUCAGUAGCGUGUCCACCGGUGCGACAGCCCGUCAGAGCUCCGGAGCAGAGGCGGGAAUGGAGCGGGGAGAAGGGGACCAGAAUGAGAGCUCCUCGUCCCAACAAAACACAAUGUGGAAACAGUUUCAAGCCAAAGCCAAACCGCUGCUCAGCCCCAAGCUGGGCUCCCGAGACCCGGAGGACAAGAAGGAGCGAGGCAUGUGGAUGUUCAAGAAGAUGAAACGGAAGGAGACCGUCGCCCUGGACCGGGUGAUCUCCUCCUCUCAGCCCGACCUGCUCUUCUCUCAGGUGGAUGUGGAGACGAAGGAGGCUCCGCUCUGCGGCAAAGCGGCGGGGAGCGGCUCCGGACUCGGCCGAGAGAAGCUGCAGUCCUCCUCCAAGCACAAGUCCGCCAGCCCGAAUAAGCCCACGGUGGCUCAGCUGGUGCAGUCCCACCACAAGAGCUCCUCUCUGGGGUCUGCGUGUCUGGAGAGGCUGGCCGAGCCUCCAGCCAGCGGCGGCAGCAGCGGCGGCAGCAGCGGCGGAGGCGAAGGCGGCAGCAGCGGGGGCGAAGCGGCAACAGCUGCCGCAGCAGCAGAAACACAACUGGAGGGCAAAGAUGAGCAGCAGGGUAUGGCUCCUCCGUGCUCCUCAGGGGUCUCUCCUGAGCGAGCCAUCUCCAGCUCGGGGAUGUACAAGCUGGAGAUUGAACUCAAGAGAGGCAACAACCUGGCUGUACGAGACAGAGGAGGCAGCAGUGAUCCGUAUGUCAAGUUCAAACUCGGCGGUAAAGAGGUGUUCAGGAGCAAAACCAUCCACAAAAACCUCAACCCAGUGUGGGAGGAGAAGACCACGUUAAUAGUUGAUACUCUGAGUGAACCUCUGUAUGUUAAGGUGUUUGACUACGACUUUGGCCUUCAUGACGACUUCAUGGGAUCUGCUUACCUCUACUUGGAGUCUCUGGAGCAGCAGAGGAUGAUACCUGUAACUCUGGUGCUGAAGGACCCACAGCACCCUGAUCAGGACCUGGGCUCCCUGGAGCUCGCCGUCACCCUGACGCCUAAAGACAGUCCCAUAGAAGAACGACGAGACUCCACGACUAUGCUGCUCCGGAGGUCCUGGAAACGAUCCACUAAGCAGCAGCAGUCAGUGCGUCUCUCAGAGCUGCAUCGGAAGUCGCAGCUGUGGCGAGGGAUCGUCAGCAUUGCGCUGAUCGAAGGUCGGAACCUGAUUCCCAUGGACCCCAACGGUCUGAGCGACCCCUACGUCAAGUUCAGACUCGGACACCAGAAGUACAGAAGCAAGACGGUGCCAAAGACCCUGAGUCCACAGUGGAGGGAGCAGUUUGACCUGCAUCUGUACGAGGAGACAGGAGGAGUGUUGGAGAUCACAGUGUGGGACAGAGACACCGGGAGGAGAGACGACUUCAUCGGACGCUGCCAGUUGGACCUCUCCACUCUGGCUAAAGAACACACCCAUCACCUCGAUCUGCCGCUGGAGGAGUCCCGGGGUCACGUGGUGCUCCUGGUCACGCUGACCGCCUCGUCCCACGUCUCCAUCGCCGACCUGUCGGUCACGCCGCUGGACGACCCGCAGGAGCGCAGGGAGAUACUCAAACGAUACGGUGUGUUGAAGUCGUUCUCUAACCUCAAAGACGUGGGCAUCGUGCAGGUGAAGGUGAUGAGAGCAGAGGGACUCAUGGCUGCAGACGUAACUGGUAAGAGCGAUCCAUUCUGUGUGCUGGAGCUGAAUAACGACAGACUGCAAACACAUACAGUUUACAAGAACCUCAAUCCAGAGUGGAACAAAGUCUUCACCUUUAAUGUGAAAGACAUCCACUCGGUGUUGGAGGUGACGGUGUUUGACGAGGACAGAGACCGGAGCGCCGACUUCCUGGGAAAAGUCGCCAUCCCCUUGUUACAUAUCCGUAACGGUGAGCAGAAGGCGUACACGUUAAAGAAUAAGGAGCUGACGGGUCCGACCAAAGGAUACAUCUACCUGGAGAUUGACGUCAUUUACAACACGGUGAAAGCUGCUCUGAGAACUGUGGUUCCUGCAGAACAGAAAUAUAUCGAAGAAGAACCAAAAGUCUCCAAACAGUUGCUCCAGCAGAAUUUUAACCGUGUGAAGCGAUGCAUCAUGGUCCUGAUCAGCUAUGGGACGUACAUCAACAGCUGCUUUGAAUGGGAGUCAGCACAGAGGAGCAUCAUCUCCUUCGUGCUGUUUGUGGUGGUGGUGUGGAACUUCGAGCUCUACAUGCUGCCGCUGGGGCUGUUGCUGCUGCUGGUCUGGAACUACUUCUUCUGCUCCAGCAGGGAAACAGCCGACAUGUCGAUGGAGGCCAUGUUUGAAUGGGAGGAUGAAGAGGAGGAUAAAGAGGACAAGGACUCAGAGCAUAAGGGCUUCAUGGAUAAACUGUACGCCAUCCAGGACGUGUUCAUCAGUGUGCAGAGCGCUCUGGACGAGGUGGCGUCGUACGGAGAGAGGAUAAAGAACACGGUGAACUGGACAGUGCCUUUUCUCAGCUGGUUGUCGAUCACUGCCUUAUGUUUGGCCACGUUUCUUCUCUACCUCGUACCUCUUCGAUACCUUGUGCUCGUGUGGGGUGUGAAUAAAUUCACCAAGAAGCUUCGUGAUCCGUACAUGAUCGACAACAACGAGCUUCUUGACUUUCUGUCCAGAGUUCCCUCUGAUGUUCAAGUGAUGCAGUAUCGUGAGCUGAAGGUCGACCCCGGACAAAGCCCCAACAAACGCAAGAGGACCAACCCGAGCUAGCUGCUCUGUCUGUGUAAACAGUGUAAACUAUGUUAUUUAUAUAUUUCCUGUAUAUUUUGAUGAUUAUGAAAAGUGCUGAGGUUUUUUUUGGUUUUGUUACCGUGGGAAAACACUGAUUUAUUUUCUAAAUCUUGUAAAGAAAAGCUUCAGAGAACUCCUGUUUUUUAAUCCCUUUUAUUUCUUGUAACAACACGAAGUAUAAACCUGAAUUUACACGUGGUAAUGAUGUAUGUUAUGAAUGUACAUGUAUGUUACAAACGGUCUGCAUGUAUGAAGGUGUUGCAUGGAAUCGUUGCAUCUGAUUUUUUAUUAUUUUUGUGUGUUUUUAACUGGAUGUAUCGUCAGUGUCGAACAUUAUUUUGAAGGUAGUGCUGCAUGUUAUUCCAUGUAUGACGGUUUAAACACGUAAAUAACAUGUCCACACUACGACUGUGCACGUUCAGGUUAUGAAGUAAAAUCAGCAGGAGUUCAGUCUGGGAAACAGUUUAAACCAAACGCUGUUAAUUUCAUGUUAUUUUAGCAGUUAAAGGAGCAUUCCGCUAAUUUUUCUGUUCAUCUUCAUGUGAUUACUCAAGUAGAGUUUUAAAUUACUUGUACUUUAUUGCAGUAUUUCCUUUUUCUGCUACUUUGUACAUUUCAGAGGCAAUUUCAGAUUCAGAUUCAUACAAAAUACAAUCAACAGAUAAAUGACGGUGCAUUAUUAUCAGUUACAAUGACACUUUAUUGAUCCACAGCAGUUUAUAAAUGAUAUACAUUAUUCUGAGACAGGCCAUCUUCACGGUGAGUAGUUCUACUUUGAUACUUUAACUGUAUUUUUAAGUAACAUUUUGAGUAUUUCUACACUGUGAUAUCGCUACUUUUACUUAAGUAAAUGACCUGAGUAUUUCUUCCACCACUGCCCACAACAGACUAUGCACAUACAAAGCACAAUGUGUUUAAAAAAAGGGACCAUAGCUCAUACAGGACAUAUGGUAAUACACAUUUUUCAACAUUUACAUCACGUCAGAUCUAAGUGUUUAUUAAUGGAGGCUGCUGCAUUAACAGAUAAUGAAUGACAAUACGGUUAAACACAUUAGUAGCAAUAUUAGAUAUGUCUUCCAAGAGGAAAUUUAUAAUUGUUGACAUUAAUAAACACUUAAAAAUGUCCCAACAUCUAAUACACCUCCUCACUUUGUUUUCUGUGCUGAGGUUUGGUUAAAUGUAGUUCUGACAAGGAUUUCAUUUAAUUAUGACACAGUGAAUCAUACGUAAAAGAGAAAUAUUAUUUUAAUUUUAAUUUUGGCUUUUUAAAUCUUGAGCGAACUGAGUUUAUUUCACCUUUAAUCUUUGCUUUUUUUGGCCUAUUUCUUCUCUAAUUUCCUGUUUCUUUGGGCCAGAUGUUAGUGUGACAUGUACAGAAGAGUUUUCUUCUCCAGUUUAUUUCACAUGUGGAAGGUUUUGGGAUGUGAUCUCCUGCAUGUCUCUGUGUGUGUACGCCGUCAUUUAUACGUAUCUUUGCAUGACCGAACAUGAAUUAUAUGCAAGUGCAUUUAUGGAUACUGAAUGUGACGUUCAUCUAAUGCAUCUGUUGUGUGUGUGUGAGAGAGAGAGAUGUCCAGAUCCACCUGAGCUCCAGGUAAAGAGAGAAGAAGAAGCUUUGUUACAGAUCUUAUAUCCUGUUUACUCUUUAUCACUCCUGUCAUUUUGCACAUCAUCUGUUUACCUUGGGUAUCUGCUGCUGUUGGAUAAUUACUGCGAUUGUAAUGAAGGACCAGCUGUAACGACUGUGUAGCAUUUAUCUGAGAAAAUAUAUUUCUACACAGAAACA
This is a messenger RNA of Lates calcarifer (barramundi perch), 5373 nucleotides long. It is a transcript of the gene mctp1b, whose product is annotated as multiple C2 domains, transmembrane 1b. Gene Ontology annotation, molecular function: calcium ion binding. NCBI's taxonomy places the organism in Eukaryota, Metazoa, Chordata, Actinopteri, Centropomidae. Gene Ontology annotation, cellular component: synaptic vesicle membrane. The record is from RefSeq and is a predicted model, not a curated record. Gene Ontology annotation, biological process: regulation of neurotransmitter secretion. The transcript has 21 exons. Bases 870 to 3566 code for a protein of 898 amino acids.